Messenger RNA from Vicugna pacos (alpaca), 2836 nucleotides. RefSeq names its product phosphatidylinositol-4-phosphate 5-kinase type 1 beta (gene PIP5K1B). Gene Ontology annotation, molecular function: 1-phosphatidylinositol-4-phosphate 5-kinase activity. NCBI's taxonomy places the organism in Eukaryota, Metazoa, Chordata, Mammalia, Artiodactyla, Camelidae. Gene Ontology annotation, cellular component: plasma membrane. Gene Ontology annotation, biological process: phosphatidylinositol phosphate biosynthetic process. The record is from RefSeq and is a predicted model, not a curated record.
CGCCGCGACCAGGCCGCGCCCGGCGGUCGAGCCGCUCCGAGCGGCGGGAGCUUUGGCGGCUGCUCGCGGCUCAGUCUGGCCGGAGGACCGGCGGGGAAGGAAGGGGAAAGCGGGUACACACACACCGGCCGCGGCGCGCGCGCACUGCACACUCGCAGCCGCGCGCCCCCGCAGAGGCGCGUCCGGGGCGAGUUUGGCCCCGCGGCUCGGGCCCGGCACCUGCCCGCUCCCCGCGCUGCGCCCCGGCCCGGGCCCCGCCCCGCGGACCCUCCCGCCCCUCGUCUGCGCAGCUCUCCCUGCGCCCGAGGGCAGCGACUACGUCCCGAUAACUUGCAGAGUGUGGCGCAACUGGUCUCGACACCGGAGGCGCCCGAAGGCUGUCGGGGUGAGGAACCUGGGAAGGAGCACAGUCUCGGCAAUGAGUAGGCCACUCAUCACGACCAACUCCAGAUGACUUGCCGCUUCAUUUACAAAGAUGUCGUCUGCUGCUGAAAAUGGAGAUGCAGCACCUGGAAAACCAAAUGAGGAAAAAACCUAUAAAAAGACUGCGUCAUCUGCCAUCAAAGGUGCUAUUCAGCUGGGAAUAGGAUACACAGUGGGUAAUCUCACGUCCAAGCCGGAUCGAGAUGUUCUCAUGCAAGACUUUUAUGUGGUGGAAAGUGUGUUCCUACCCAGUGAAGGGAGCAAUCUGACCCCAGCACAUCACUACCCUGACUUCAGAUUUAAGACAUAUGCUCCAUUAGCAUUCCGGUAUUUCAGAGAACUUUUUGGUAUCAAGCCUGAUGAUUACUUGUAUUCCAUAUGCAGUGAACCUCUAAUAGAGCUGUCUAACCCUGGAGCCAGUGGGUCCUUGUUCUUUGUGACCAGUGAUGAUGAAUUUAUCAUCAAAACAGUUCAACAUAAAGAAGCGGAGUUCCUUCAGAAGCUACUGCCAGGCUAUUACAUGAAUUUAAACCAGAAUCCAAGGACUCUUUUGCCAAAAUUUUAUGGACUGUAUUGCAUGCAGUCUGGGGGCAUUAACAUCAGGAUUGUGGUGAUGAACAACGUCUUACCACGCGCCAUGCGAAUGCACUUUACAUAUGACUUGAAAGGCUCGACCUAUAAGCGAAGAGCAUCCCGAAAAGAGAGAGAAAAAUCCAACCCCACGUUUAAGGACUUAGAUUUCCUGCAAGACAUGCAUGAAGGGUUGUAUUUUGAUACAGAAACAUACAAUGCACUCAUGAAAACGCUUCAGAGAGACUGCCGGGUGCUGGAAAGCUUCAAGAUCAUGGACUAUAGUCUUUUGCUGGGAAUCCACAUCUUGGACCAUUCCCUCAAAGAGAAAGAAGAGGAAACUUCACAAAAUGUGCCUGAUGCUAAACGUCCUGGGAUGCAGAAAGUCCUCUACUCAACAGCGAUGGAAUCCAUCCAGGGUCCAGGGAAAUCUGGAGAUGGGAUCAUCACAGAGAACCCGGACACAAUGGGAGGCAUUCCAGCAAAAAGCCAUAGGGGAGAGAAACUACUUUUAUUUAUGGGCAUUAUUGACAUCCUGCAAUCAUAUAGGUUAGUGAAAAAGUUAGAACAUUCCUGGAAAGCUCUUGUUUACGACGGGGACACUGUUUCAGUUCAUAGACCAAGCUUUUAUGCAGACAGAUUUCUAAAGUUUAUGAAUUCCAGAGUUUUCAAGAAAAUUCAAGCUUUGAAGGCCUCACCUUCUAAAAAACGUUGCAAUUCCAUCGCUGCCCUGAAGGCAACGUCCCAGGAGAUUGUGUCCUCUAUUAGCCAGGAAUGGAAGGACGAGAAGCAUGAUUUGCUGACCGAAGGGCAAAGUUUUAGCAGCCUUGAUGAAGAAGCGCUGGGAUCCCGACACAGGCCAGACCUAGUGCCUAGCACUCCAUCGCUGUUUGAGGCUGCUUCCUUGGCAACCACAAUUUCAUCUUCUUCCUUAUACGUCAAUGAACAUUAUCCACACGACAGGACUGCGCUUUAUUCAAACAGUAAAGGGUUACCUUCCAGUUCAACCUUUACCUUGGAAGAGGGGACCAUCUACCUGACUUCUGAACCAAACACUCUGGAAAUUGAGGAGGAUAACGCCUCCGUGCUUGAUGUCUACUUAUAAGUGAAAAUGAUGACCACCUAAGCAGAUGGAUGAGACAUGAACAGUUGUGGAAGAGAAGUUUCUCCACUCCAGAAUUACCCAAAAGAACCUGACUGAGCCCCACUACACACAGUCAUUAUCAGCUGGACUUGGGAGUUUGCAAGAUGUCAGGGGACGCUUGGUCAAGAGGCGGAUCAGCAGAUGUGAUGUGAAAAAUACCAAUUCUUCUACCAUUUGCUGUUGCUUGCCGAACUGUGAAGAACUGCAUGAACUCUAUUUAAGCUGCUUUCUACACCAUUGCCAAUCACCUUUUUGGACUUGGAAGUGCUAUUUUCCUAUUGACACUUACAUUGUUUCAUUUUGCAUGCAUCCAGUGAUUAUAUAUAAACAACAUAUGUAAUCUGCUUAUAUAUUUUUUAAAAAUCCACUCAUGCAAAAUGGCAAAUAAAUUGUUCUUUUUUGCAAAGUUAUAAUCAUAGCCCAUGUCAUUAAGUUUAAAUUGGUUUCAUAUAAAGAUCAGUGUAACAGACCUGUAUACACUUUAUAGAAUACUAGCUUCUAUAAAGAUUUUUUCACUAUUUACUAGUGAAAUGAGAAAAGCAAAGCUAUUUAUAAAAGGCCUUAUGUCGUGUACAUACAUUGUCUUUGAAAUAUUUGUGAUUUAGUUUAUUGCUUGUAAAAGAGAAAUUAUAUAAUUUAUUUAGUAAAUACUAUUGUAAACUAUAGUUUUAUUGAGAGAAAUAAAAUAUUUUGUUCUCA